Molecule: messenger RNA, 8779 nt
Organism: Pocillopora meandrina
Lineage: Eukaryota; Metazoa; Cnidaria; Anthozoa; Scleractinia; Pocilloporidae
Source: the annotation of a GenBank genome assembly
AUGAUCCAAAUGGAUUCUCUUUCGAACACGCCAUUACUUCGUCCCUGCGACAAAGGCGAUGGAUAUGUGAAGCUCUCCCUCGAAAGCCGUGAAUGGGAAGACUUCAAAGAUGCCGAUGGUUUUUUUAGUCCAAAUCUGCUGUCCCGCUUCUUCAAGCAGCUUGUGAAUAAAUCGCUCAACGAUAUCAAAAUACCCGAAGGUUUGGCCGUACGACGAACGAGACCGUCAUUAAGAGAGUCUUCUUGGUGGCCUGUGUAUGCCGAUCUGUUAGGAGACAGUGGUGAAGAAAGCCAAUCUGGUGCUGUGUACUCGGAAAAUCAUGGCCCAGCUACAACACUUUAUGUACAAUGGCAAGGAGGAAGGAGUUACAAGAAUUUAUGGAUAAGUGUUGAUCUAACACUGUCCAUAGAUUACCCCAUAUCCAAACUCCUUGUUCCGCUGGCAGAAAUCCCUUUGGCCGAGGCGAAUAGCAUUCUUCAGAGGUGCGGAUUUCACGUCGUUCCCGCCGGACUCGACAGUUGGCGCAUUUCUUUUUCUAUGGUCGAGAAAGAAGUUCUGGCAUCUUCUUCUGACGGCUUCAAACAGUGCUACCGGGUACUGAAAAUCGUGAGAGAUGUUGUGUGUGAGAAUCUUGGAUGGGAUGCAUCCCUGGUUCCAUCGUACGUUUUCAAAACAGUUCUUCUUUCUCAGCUGUUCACAAAUGGUCAUCGUUGGGAGAAGGAUCGUCGCUCCCAAACGAUUAUCGAACAUUUGGAUCGCGUUAUGCAAGGUGUGAAAGCGGAAAAGAUUCAGAGUUGCUUCCUAAGGAGCUACAACCUGCUUUCUCCAUCCGAUCACGAGAACAAGCUGCGACAGUGUGUCCUGGAGGAAAUGCUCCGCGUGAUGAGAGGGAUGGAAAUGGCCUUUUCUAGGGAAGAAGCUAGAGAAAGAAAACUGCAGAUAAGGGUCUUGGAAAUGGUUGAUGUCCUCGACUACAUGAUCUCGUCUCUUCUCCGUGGAAAGAAUCCUUCCGUUGUCUGGAGUAAAGUGUUUAUCAAUAUCGGCAACCUCCCAAACCCUAGGAAGGGUGGUGAGUUCAUGAAUGAGCUUACCGACCUCAAUUGCACAGAGCUUAGUGAGAAAGCUUAUUUCAAUUUGAUUCAGAUAUGGAGUUCGACGCAAGAUUUCUUCAGGAAAUUAUUGAUCGCACUUAAAGGGGAACUGAGCUUGUUGGCUCACAAGUUUAGGAUCUUGCUUUUUAAGAAGAAAGAGAACUUCGAGCGUCAACAUAGGCGUCUAACAGAAAAUGAAGUUGAGAAAGUGUCCCUUCAUCAAUUUGCCUUCGAGUUUUUGGAGGAUGAUUUUGUCCACUGUUACAUCAUGGACGAAAACUCAAUUUUGCCGAACCUUCAUAAAGCAAUCCGUCCUGAAUUUAAAUCAUCAAGUUUCUUCCAGGGUGUUACUGAAGUGGCAACGAGAGAGGGCAGUACCAGAGGCCUUGCUCAGCUAAAACAGCAGUUAAAGCAGUACCUUUUCAUGGUCCCUGAGGAGUACCUCAUGGACGGCGUUGUUGACUAUGUCAGCCACAUAAUUGUCCAUUCCAAAAAAGUGUUGAAACGUGAUCUUGAGCAUAUCUCAAUUCCAGAGUUAGAUCUAGAUUAGGCACAUUGAUCUUUCCUUGGCCUCUUUGCUAACCAGUUAGAUUUACAAUUGUCAAAAUGCUUUGAAUUGAUUACUGAAAAUCUUAUUUUACUUUAUAUCGUUGGGUAUAAAUGUCAAGAUAUUACAAUAGCUACGAUAAAUAAGACGAUUCACCAUUCAUGUUUAAUUUGAUAACAUGGAUGAGAACUUGAGAGUUGAUAAAGGCAUUGCGAGGCACGUUGACGCGAGCGGCGUUCUCUGUACUCUUAUCGACUCAGGUAAAUUGGCCAAUCAGUUUGCGACAUUACUGUAUUGAAGUAAUACUAUAUUUACAGAGAAAUUAAUGUAAAAAACAAACAUUUAAAUCUAAGCGAACUCUAUGGAUAUAGCAUAUUUAUUUUCAACAACUUGCCCAAGUCUAGCCCUUAGAGUUGUGUGAUUUUCCUUUGAUGAAGAAAUGUUUUACUGUUAAAGUUAUUUUUUUUUCUUUUUUGGAGAAUGUCCCCUUUCCUUAAGUGAUCUCCAAAAUUCACAAUGUUUUUUAGCAGUAUUUUAUUCUCACAGGCACUAUUCGAUCACAUCAAGUACAACUCUGACUCACACACAGAGCGUAAUUUUACUGGAUCCUAUUCUUAUGUUAGUUAUGGUCAUGAUUUGGUCAGACAGGAAUUUCCGGUCCUUGUCGAUUCUUAUCUAUUGGUUAGCUUACAUUUAUGUCAAAAUCAUCAGGCCCUAUUUGUCACGCAACAUGAUAAAAAAUCGUUCCAGUCACUUUUACCGUAUUUACGGAAUCUCCCUACCAGUGUGUGCCAGUAAUUAAUUAUCUCAGCUGUAAAUUUUCGCGUAAAUUAAGAAUUUGAUUGUCUUUACGUGUCUUGUUUUUGAGCAUAUGUUUUAAAUACGGCCCUCUCGGGUGCAGUCUGCAGAACAAGCGUAGAACAAGCUUUUUACGAAAGCGGAAGGCUGGGGAGAGAAAGAAAUUCGUACCUAGGGGAUGAGCGACAGUCAAAAGGAGGGAGAGAAGGGGGGGGGGCAGUGAAUAUUACUAAUAGAUAAUCAAUUAAAUGUCUCACUUGCCCGCCGUUACCAAAGCUGCCCCGAACUUUUGUUAGAAACUAAUAGAAUUAAUAGGCUGUGAUAUAACUCGAGGGUUCCGUAAAGAGAAGUGAAAAUGUGCUCCUUUAAUAAGAACAAAUUUAAUGGCCCAGUAGUAUUGGAAACAUGUUGAUGAGGUUAGGUACGACACCCACGAGCGAUGGCCUAAUUUUCUGGGAAACACAACUGAAUUCCUCGUGCAUUCACUGCUCAAGGACAAAUUAUCACACGACAAAAUUACCAUGUUUCUUAUGCGUGGCAGCUUCUAAGGUUACGUUUUCAGAUCAUGUUUUCAUCAUGAUCUGUGCAGAAAUAGAUUACAGAUGAUACUCAAACAAGUGGAACACUAGGCAAGUGUAUUACUGUCGUUCGAAACACAUUUUGACCUCAUCUUUUUCUGAAGAGAAACACAGUGACAUGGAAUCUACCCAUUUUAGGAGAUAAAAAACCAGGAAGUAAACUUGAACAUAAUGACGUUAUCUAAACGUCUCUCCUCUGACGGAUCCUAUGUAAGUAGCAAUUAAAAUGCCCCGCGUAAAAGCCAGCUUUUAUUAUAAAACAUAUUACGCAUUUAACUGGGACCCAGGUCGCUCAGAGCUUCCGUCACGUUCUGUUGUAAACUUGUCCUUACGAAAACGGUGAGAACUCUUUUUAUGUUUAAAAAUUUUUUUAGAAAAUUUCGAAGCUAAAGCCAGGUUUCAAGACGAAACCCGAAUUGAUACUAGAGACUCGAAACGCUUGUCACCAACAUCUUGGCAGACAUAAGAAAGCGUGAUCCAAGAUUUUUGAACGCAAUGGUCAAAAGCUGAAGUGUUUACGAAGAAACGAAAGUUUGCAAGCCGAAUGAAUACGACUUCGAUAACCCCUCUUACAGACAAACCAUUAAUCUUACAGAGCUCCUCCUGCUACGUGUAACUAUUUCCUGGAGAAGAUCAGUGGAAAGACUUCAGAGAUGAAAAAAGGCUCCUUCAAGCCAUACUUGCUUUCCUUUCACUUAAAAAAAAAUUCCUGAAGGAUCGAACAUUUACAGAGCUCCCCUAGACGAGUCGGAGGGACGUUUGUGGCUCCUGUUUCGUGGAAUACUACGUGACAGUGGCGAGGAUCUGCAUCUGGUGUCACAUACUCUGCGACACUACGUGGCAGGUUUAAAUUUUCACCCACCCUUGCGUGGAGGACAGUCAAAUGCCCUUGGGUUGCUCAGAGUAGGUAGCAGCAGGACGGCAAGGACGAAGUUGUUACUUUCUUAGCGUGACCUUUUUUGCUGCCUUACAUACGUGUGACGUUUCCUGAUCGGAACCUUUCCAAAUGGCCGUCGAUUAAACGUCAAAAAGGUGUCUAGAAAAUUUGGUUUUGCACGAUAGAUAUAGUUCAUUUGCUCCUUUAGGAUUCUUUAACCUAAGAGAAAUGUAUUGGGACAAAAAAAGGGGGAAAUUUGCCAUCAGUUACACAUUAAAAGGAGACUGUUAUCCAAAAUGUAGUUUGUACACUUGGAACAAUCUUCAAGAGCGUAAAGACGUCGACCUGAUGUGAGAAGAAGCUUGGUGUACCGGAUAUUCUUAGUGAUGCAUAACUGCCCGCCAUUCUAAGAAAACGGUUUAUCCUCUGAGUGGGAGGACAUUGCUGUGACUCGUCAUAAAUAUCCUGGCAUUCAGUUCUAGAAGCUGACUACAAGAACAACAUGAUAAUUUAUUUGAGAUGGGCAAAAACACUGACAUAAUCAUUCUUUGGAACAUGUGGAAUCGGGGGACAACCCAUGACGCAGUUUACACAGCUAGACAAACUUGUUUACAAGAGAUGAUAAUUCCGUUAGUGUCACGCUGUCACGAAACCAAGAAGAGUGACUGUGUAUACGUCUGUAAAAACUCUAUCAAAACUGUACAGACACAUUUUAAGUUUACACUCCACGUAGAUUCACAAUCAAGCUUAUAAUUUUUUGGGUUAUAGUGAUCUAUGAAAAAUAAUAAAAAUAAAACUGAGAUCAACAAAGAUUAAUUCUCCCAGCUCGCACAACUGCUGAGAGAAAUAAGAACCGUCGGCCGGAUUAGGAGCAGUCAGAGUGCAUUCUCAACUGACAUUUUCAGGGUUAAAUAACUAUUAUGAGGAUAGCUUUCACUCUUCAUCUCGUGUUACCCUUCUAUUACCUUAACUACUUUUUGCUUUAAAUUGUUUGUUUUAUUUUGUUUUUCACCUUAAAUCUGUAUUUAAUUAGAAUGGUUUCAUUUGUAAACUUAGUGAAUUAAAGUUUUGAAUGGUAAAUCCUCAAACAAAUAAAUUAACACAUUGGAGGCGUUAGAUAAAAAACUUUGGUUAGUUGAAUUGUAAGAACAAGCUUAAUGUGUCCACAUUAUUUUCCUGUUUUACCAUUGCCCAGGACAAUUUCCGAUCGUCCAAUUGUUUGUAAUUAUUCCGAGAAAGAAAGGGAGACCUAAAAUCUCCCAUUUCUGAGAAUAGUCUCUCCUUAUGUACCGUGUCUUUCUUAUGUUCCAAGAAACAACGCAUGUUUGAGUUAUAUCAGUUUGACUUCCGUGAUUCUGCACAAGAUAAUAGGCACCGGAAACAACGCAACGCCUUGAAAAGCCCAUAUUAGGGAGUCAAAAUAUUCAAUAUUUGAUAAUCUGUGAGACGCAUAUGGAAAUUUCUUGCUUGGGGUUAGCGAAAGAGUUUUUUCGCCAUCAUGUCGUACAUUGUGGAGAGAUUUGAAGAAAAGGCCAGGUUUAUAAACGAAAGCGAAGCCGAAUUGAUUCGAGAGAAACUCGAAAUCCUCGUAAGAAACAUCGUAACCCAGGUGGAAAAGCACGACAGCCGAUUUCAGAGUACAUUGGUCAAAAGCGGAAGCGUUUACGAAGGAACCAAAGUUCGUGAGCCAAAUGAGUUUGACUUCAUGAUUCAAAUGGAUUCUCUUACGAACACGCCAUUACUUUGUCCCUGUGACAAAGGCGAUGGAUAUGCGAAGCUCUCCCUCGAAAGCCCUGAAUGGGAAGACUUUAAAGAUGCCGAUGGCUUUUUCAGUCCAAAUCUGCUGUCCCGCUUCUUCAAGAAGCUUGUGAAUAAAUCGCUUGACGAUAUCAAAGUACCUGAAGGUUUGGCCGUACUACGAACGAGACCAUCAUUAUUUAAAGAAACGUGGUGGCCUGUGUAUGCAGAUCUGCUCGGAGAAAGUGGUGAAGAAAGCCAAUCUGGUGCUAUGUACUCGGAAAAUCAUGGUCCAGCUACAACACUUUAUGUACGGUGGCAAGGAGGAAGUAGUUACAAGGAUUUAACGAUGAGUGUUGAUCUAACACUGUCCAUAGAUUACCCCAUAUCCAAACUCCCUGUUCCGUUGGCAGAAAUUCCUUUGGCCGAGGCGAAUAGCAUUCUUCAGAGGUGCGGAUUUCACGUCGUUCCUGCGGGACUUGACAGUUGGCGCAUUUCGUUUUCUGUGGUCGAGAAAGAAGUUCUGGCAUCUUCUUCUGACGGCUUCCAAACGUGCUACCGAAUACUGAAAAUCGUGAGAGAUGUUGUGUGUGAGAAUCUUGGAUGGGAUGCAUCUCUGGUUCCGUCGUACGUGUUCAAGACAGUUCUUCUUUCUCAGCUGUUCACGAAUGGUCAUCCCUGGGAGAAGGAUCGUCGCUCCCAAACGAUAAUCGAACAUUUGGAUCACGUUAUACAAGGUGUGAAAGCGGAAAAGAUUCAGAGUUGCUUUCUGAGGAGGUACAACCUGCUUUCUCCAUCCGAUCACGAGAACAAGCUGCGUCAGUGUGUCUUGGAGGAAAUGCUGCGUGUGAUGAGAGGAAUAGAAAUGGCCUUUUCUAGGGAAGAAGCCAGAGAAAGAAAACUGCAGAUAAGGGUCUUGGAAAUGGUUGAUGUCCUCGACUACAUGAUCUCGUCUUUUCUUCGUGGAAAGAAUCUUUCUGUUGUCUGGAAUAAAGUGUUUGUCAACAUCAACAACGUCCCAAACGCUAGAAAGCAUGGUUGGUUCACGAAUGAGCUUACCGACCUUAACUGCACAGAGCUUAGUGAGAAAGCUUAUUUCAAGUUGAUUCAGAUAUGGAAUUUCACGGAAGAUUUCUUCAGGAAAUUAUUAACCGCACUUAAAGGGGAACUGAACUUAUUGGCUCAGAAGUUUAAGAUCUUGCUUUUUAUGAAGAAAGAGAACUUCGAGCGUCAACAUAUGCGUUUAACAGAAAAUGAAGUUGAAAAAGUGUCCCUCCAUCAAUUUGCCUUGGAGUUUAUAGAUGAUAGUUUUGUUGACUGUUACGUCGAGGACGAAAACUCAACUUUGCCAAACCUUCAUAAAGCAAUCCGUCCUGAAUUUAAAUCAUCAGGUUUCUUCCAGGGUGUUGCUGAAGUGGCAACGAGAGAGGGCAGUAGCAGAGGCCUUGCUCGGCUGAAACAGCAAUUAGAGCAGUACCUUUUCAAGGUCCCUGAGGAGUACCUCAUGGACGGCAUUGUUGACUAUGUCAGGCACAUAAUUGUUCAUGCCAAAGAAGUAUUGAAACUUAAACUUGAGCAUGUCUCAAUUCCAGAGUUGGAUCUAGAUUAGGCACAUUGAACUUUAAUAUAUUUAGCUUUGACUUGGUUACUGAAAAUCUAAUUUUACUGUAUAUCGUUGGGUAUAAAUAUCAAGAUAUUACAAUAACUACGAUAAAUAAGACGAUUCACCAUCCAUGCUUGAGAACUGAUAAAGGCAUAGCAAGGCACGUCGACGCAAGCAGCGUUCUCUGUACUCUUAUCGACUAGAGCAAAUUGGCCAAUCAGUUUGCGACAUUACUGCCAAUUGUGGUCAAAACAUAUUGCCUACUAUAGAGAAUUUGAAGCAAUACUAUAUUUGCAAAGUAAAAAUAUGUUUCAACGGUAAAAAACAAACGUUUGAACUUAAGCGAACUUUAUGGAUAUAGAAUAUGUGUAAUUUUCCUGUGAUAAAGAAAUGCUUUAUUGUUUAUUUUUCCCCUUUUACUGUAUUUACGGAAUCUCCCUACUAGUGUGUGUCGGUAAUUAAUUAUCUCAGUUGUAAAUAUUCGCAUGAAUUAAGAACUGAAUUGACUUCACUUGACUUGACUUGUUUUUGAGCAUAUGUUUUCAAAUAUGACCCUCACGGGUGUAGGCUGCAGAACAACCGUAACUUUGGCGAGCGAGUGCUCAGUAUUCUCUAGGUGAAAAUAAUAACAGCCAUCUUUGCUUUUUACGAAAGCGGAAGGCUGGGGGGAGAGAUAAAUUCGGACUUAGGGGGUGAGCGACAGUCAUAAGGAAUAGGAGAUGUGGCGUGGAGCAAUGAAUAUUAUAACUAGAUAAUCAAUUAAAUGUUUCACUUGCCCGCCGGUACCAAUGCUGUCCCGAACCUUUGUUAGAAAUUAAUAGCCUACGUACGAUACAAUUCAAGGGUUCUGUAAAGGGAAGUCCGCAAAAAUGUUCCCUUUUGAUAAGCACAAAUCCGAUGGCUGAGUCGUAUUAGCAAAAUGUUGAGGCUCGGUACGACACCCAGAAGUGAUGGCCGAAUUUUUACAGAAACACAAAUUCCUCAUGCAUUAACUGCUCUGGGACAAAAUAUUGUACGACAAAAUUACCACGUUUUCAUAAUGAUCUGUUUAGAAAUAGAUUACAGAUGUGUGGUACCUAACCUAAGAACAAAAAAGUGGCACACUCAGCAAGUGUAUAACUGAUGUUCGUAACACAUUUUUACUUCACCUGCUAUCUUUUACUGAAAAGAAACAACCCGGUGACAUAGAGUCUUUCCAUUUAGGUAAUAAAAAAGCAGGAAACAAACGUCGUACAUAAUGACGUUAUCUAUAUGUCUUUCCUCUGAUUGAUCAAAUGUAAGUAGCAAUUAAAAUGCUUCACGUAAAAGUCAGCUUUGACUAUAAAAGAUAUUACGCAUAUAACUGGGAAACUGCGUGACCCCAAUCGCUCAGAACUUCCGUCACGUUCUGUUGUAAUCGUGUCCUUACCUGAAACGGCGAGAACCCUUAUCAGGUCAGAAAUUUUAGAAAAUUUCGAAGAUAAAGCCAGGUUUCAAGACGAAAGCGAAGCCGAAUUAAUACGAGAGAGAGACUCGAAACGCUUGUCACCGACAUCAUGGCAGAUAUAG